GGAUCCGGCCGCGGGCUCCCGUCAUGCUGGGCGCGGUGAAGAUGGAAGGGCACGAGGCUCCGGACUGGAGCGGAUACUACAGCGAGGAGAUGUACUCUCCAAUGGCCGGUGGUGGGAUGGGUUCUGGUCUUGGAUCCAUGACGGGAUACAUGUCCAGCAGUGGGACCACAUCUGGCUCCUUCAACAUGUCGUAUAGUGGGACUGGUCUCAGCCCAGGCCCCGUGGGAGGGAUGGGUAGCUCGGCUCAGGCGGCCAUGUCCAGUCUGGGAGGGAGCGUGUCCACAAUGGGUGGGGCUCUAAGCCCGUCCAGUAUGAGCUCAGUGUCGGCCCAGCAGGCCUCGAUGGGUCUGAACCCAUACGGUGGCAUGAGUCCCACCAUGAGCCCCGGCAUGGCUUACGGCGGUGGCGGGCUGAACCGCAGCCGCGACAACAAGGCAUUCAGACGGAGCUACCCGCACGCCAAACCGCCGUACUCCUACAUCUCGCUCAUCACCAUGGCAAUCCAGCAGGCGCCCAGCAAGAUGCUGACACUGAGCGAGAUCUAUCAGUGGAUCAUGGACCUGUUCCCAUACUACCGGCAGAACCAGCAGCGCUGGCAGAACUCCAUCCGGCAUUCGCUGUCAUUCAACGACUGCUUCGUCAAGGUGUCACGCUCACCAGACAAACCAGGGAAGGGCUCGUACUGGACCUUGCACCCAGACUCCGGGAACAUGUUCGAGAACGGCUGCUACCUGCGCCGCCAGAAGAGGUUCAAGUGCGAGAAGAAGAUGUCGCCGAAGUCUGACGGCAGGAAGGAGCAGGGGGGAGGAGUGUCUCCUUCAGGGGAUGCCAUCAAGCCUCCAGGACUCCUGGACUCCUCCUCCCUGCCGUCCUCCAGCCAGGCGGCCUCACCUCCUGGUCUGGACCUGCGGGGAGGUGUCGGUGGGGCAUCAGACCUGAAGGUGUCUGGCUCCCAACUCCUGUCCUCUCUGUCGUUACCCCCCCACUCCAUGGCACAUGAGUCCCAGCUGCACCUGAAAGGAGACCCCCACUACUCCUUCAACCACCCAUUCUCCAUCAAUAACUUAAUGUCGUCCUCUGAGCAGCAGCACAAACUGGACCUGAAGGCGUAUGAGGCGCUGCAGUACUCCUCCUACAGCGCUGGAGGGGCAUCCAGCCUCGGGGGGAGGACCAUGGAGUCUCUGGAGGCCUCCUACUACCAGGGGGUGUACCCCAGACCGCUCCUCAACACCUCGUAGUACCUGCUGCACUUCCUGUUUGGACUCCUCUUUCUGCAUGCAGCCAUCCUGGACUUCCUGUGUGACUGUGAUGAACCAGAUUGACUCUGAACUGCGCUGUGACCUAGCCAGGACCCACAGAGAGCCAGAAACACUUAAAACUGAUCCAGGUCUGUGAUCCCCUCUCACACACAGAGUCGCAAACAAGCAAAGAUCAAAACCUCCAACACAUUCCUGAUGAGAUCAGUACCACCAUG
This is a messenger RNA of Acanthopagrus latus (yellowfin seabream), 1474 nucleotides long. RefSeq names its product forkhead box A1 (gene foxa1). Bases 24 to 1238 code for a protein of 404 amino acids. Gene Ontology annotation, molecular function: RNA polymerase II cis-regulatory region sequence-specific DNA binding; DNA-binding transcription factor activity, RNA polymerase II-specific; transcription factor binding. NCBI's taxonomy places the organism in Eukaryota, Metazoa, Chordata, Actinopteri, Spariformes, Sparidae. The transcript has 2 exons. Gene Ontology annotation, biological process: cell differentiation; anatomical structure morphogenesis; regulation of transcription by RNA polymerase II. The record is from RefSeq and is a predicted model, not a curated record.